Molecule: messenger RNA, 567 nt
Organism: Penicillium oxalicum
Lineage: Eukaryota; Fungi; Ascomycota; Eurotiomycetes; Eurotiales; Aspergillaceae
Product: ORMDL family protein
Exons: 3
Coding region: 1-567 (188 amino acids)
Biological process (GO): negative regulation of ceramide biosynthetic process; intracellular sphingolipid homeostasis; ceramide metabolic process
Cellular component (GO): endoplasmic reticulum membrane
Source: RefSeq, a predicted model, not a curated record
AUGGACGGAGCGCAGCGCCUUUCUCCCAACACGCAAAAGCAGGGCCGCCGCCGGCGGUCCAGCAGCAUCAUUUAUCAGGAACCGCCCGAGUCGAUGGAACAGAUCAGCGACCAGGCUGCGCUUCCCAACUUGAACGCCAACUGGGUCAAUGCCAAGGGUGCCUGGACGAUCCAUUUUGUGCUGAUCGCCGCACUCAAAAUCCUCUUCGACAUCAUUCCGGGAGUCUCGCAGGAGACUUCCUGGACUCUCACCAACAUCAGCUACAUGUUCGGCUCCUUCCUUAUGUUCCACUGGGUGAGGGGUAUUCCGUUCGAAUUCAAUGCGGGCGCCUACGACAAUCUCAACAUGUGGGAACAAAUCGACAAUGGAGAUCAGUACACGCCGGCCAAGAAGUUCCUGCUCUGCGUGCCGAUUGUGCUCUUCCUCCUCAGCACCCAUUAUACCCACUAUGACCUUACCUAUUUCACAAUCAACUGUCUGGCAACCCUUGCGGUUGUCAUUCCCAAGUUGCCCUUUUCGCAUCGGCUGCGGAUAGGUCUUUUCUCCGACAUACCCGACGACUCAUAG